AUGUCAUGUUUUAGCCUCCUCUGUACCUGAGCUGAGCCAGUGGGGACCCCUUUUAUGCUGUUUUCUUCUGCUGUGAUUGACAGUGUCCUCUAACAACAAGUCUUUCAGACUUGGAAGAGCACAGAAAAUGGUAGGUAAAACUUUCAUUUUGAACUUGUGCCUUAUGCAAAGAUCCCAAAUGCAUUGCUGUAUAUCUUGCUCUUCAUAUUUCCAAAGAUGCUGUCAGGAGUUUGGUUUCCCAAAAGUUUACCCUGUGACGUAAAAGUCUCCAAAGCUACUGUGACGGUGGACUGCAGCGAUCGUCGCCUCACACAAAUCCCCCAAGGAAUCCCUAAAAAUGCUACCAACCUUACCCUGACUAUUAACCAUAUCCCACACAUCAAUCCAAAAUCCUUUGCUCAUCUCAAAAACCUCAUGGAGAUUGACUUCAGAUGCAACUGUGUGCCUGUCAGACUGGGGCCCAAAGAUCAUGUCUGUGUCAGGAGACUGCAGAUUGAGAAUGGCAGUUUUGCUGCAUUGACAAAAUUGAAGUCAUUGUAUUUGGAUGCAAAUCAGCUAUUGGAAAUACCACGAGGUCUUCCUACAACUUUACGUCUGCUGAGCCUGGAAGCGAACAGUAUCUUUUCUAUCACAAGAGCAAAUUUGUCAGAGCUAAGAAACAUAGAGAUAUUGUAUCUGGGACAGAACUGUUACUACCGUAAUCCCUGCAAUGUUUCAUUUGAAAUUGAAGAAACAGCCUUUCUGGACCUGAAAAAUUUAACAAUACUGUCCUUGAAGUCUAACAACUUAACUUAUAUUCCACCCAAUUUGUCAUCGACUUUAAAGGAAUUGUAUAUUUACAAUAACAUGAUUCAAGUGAUUCAAGAACAUGACUUAAUUGCCCUUCACAACCUAGAAAUCCUUGAUCUAAGUGGUAAUUGCCCACGUUGCUAUAAUGCCCCAUAUCCUUGUACUCCCUGCCCCAAAGGCACAAUUGAGAUGCAUCCAAAGGCUUUUCAGUCCUUGAAACAAUUAAAAAUUCUGCGACUUCACAGUAACUCUCUUCAAAGGAUACUCAGCAGCUGGUUUGAAAACACCAGCAAUCUCAAAGAGCUUGACCUCUCCCAAAAUUUCCUUGCAAAGGAGAUUGGAGAUGCUCAGUUUUUGAAGCUUAUUCCUAGCCUUGUAGAGCUGGAUCUGUCCUUUAAUUUUCAAUUGCAGAUGUACUCUCCUUCCUUGAACCUAUCGAAGACAUUUUCCUCCCUUGUUAACCUAGAAACUCUGAGGCUCAGAGGUUAUGUCUUUAAAGAAUUGAAGCAAGAAAAUCUAGAUCCAUUGCUCAGCCUUAGAAAUCUAACAGUGUUGGAUCUUGGGACUAAUUUUAUCAAAGUUGCUGACUUGAAAGUGUUCAAAAAAUUCCAAGCUCUGAAAUUCAUUGACCUCUCAGUGAAUAAAAUUUCUCCUUCAGGUGAAAGCAAUUGUUACGGAUUUUGCCCUAAUCCCAGAAUUUCAGUAGAGCAGUACAACAGGCGAAUAUUACAAGAUAUGCAUUAUUUCAGGUAUGAUGAGUAUGGGAGAAGCUGCAAGUCCAAAGACAAAGAGGCUGCUUCCUACCAACCUUUGGUUAAUGAGGAUUGCCUGAAAUAUGGAGAAACUUUGGAUUUAAGCAGAAAUAACAUAUUUUUUAUUAGUCCCUCAGAUUUCCAGGAUCUUGGUUUCCUCAGAUGCCUCAACUUGUCAGGUAAUGCCAUAAGCCAAACUUUAAAUGGAAGUGAAUUCAACAACCUGUCUGGACUGAAAUAUCUGGAUUUUUCUAACAAUCGGAUUGAUUUGCUAUACUCCACUGCUUUCAAAGAACUGAAAAAUCUAGAAGUUCUAGAUCUAAGCAAUAACAAACAUUAUUUUCUUGCAGAAGGCGUUACACAUGUGCUUAAUUUUAUGAAAAACUUGCCUUACCUGAAGAAGUUGAUGAUGAAUGAGAAUGAGAUUUCUACCUCUAUUAGCACAGGGAUGGAAAGCCAGUCUCUCAAAGUUUUAGAAUUCAGAGGAAAUCGCUUAGAUGUUUUAUGGAUGGAUGGAAAUGCUAGAUACCUGUCAUUCUUCAAGAAUCUGACCAGCCUAGAGGAACUGGAUAUUUCCUUCAAUUCUCUCACUUUUUUGCCUCCUGGUGUUUUUGAAGCUAUGCCUCCAGAACUCAGGAUACUCAACUUAACCAAUAACAAGCUGAAGAAUUUCAGCUGGACAACACUCCGUUUCCUACAGAAACUAAUAACAUUGGACCUUAGCAAUAACCUUCUGACUACAGUUCCCGGAGAACUGUCCAAUUGCUCUUCAACCCUCCAAGAACUGAUACUCCGAAACAAUCGUAUUCAGCGGCUAACUAAACAUUUUCUCAGAGGUGCUUUUAAUUUGAAAUACUUGGACCUCAGCUCAAACAAGAUCCAAAUAAUUAAGAAAUCUAGUUUUCCUGAAAAUGUCAUCAACAAUCUGAAGGUGUUGCUUUUGCACGGCAAUCCUUUCAAAUGCAAUUGCGAUGCAGUGUGGUUUGUCUGGUGGAUCAAUCAGACCCAUGUGACUAUUCCACUCCUGGCCACAGAUGUAACCUGUGAUGGCCCAGGAGCACAUAAAGGAAAAAGUGUGAUUUUCUUAGAUCUGUAUACCUGUGAGUUGGACACCUCCUAUUUGAUCCUGUAUGCUAUGUCAGCUUCAACUGUCCUAGGUUUUAUGGUGUUCACAGUUAUGAGCCAUCUCUAUUUCUGGGAUGUGUGGUAUAGUUACCACUACUGUACUGCCAAGUUGAAGGGCUAUCGCCGUUUACCUUUACCGGAUACAUGCUAUGAUGCUUUUAUUGCCUAUGACAGUAAAGAUCCAGCUGUGAAUGACUGGGUGCUAACUGAAUUGGUUGAAAAUUUGGAAGAUAGAAAAGUCAGACAGUUCAAUCUAUGCCUGGAAGAAAGGGACUGGCUUCCAGGGCAGCCAGUCUUUGACAACCUUUCCCAGAGCAUUCAGCUGAGCAAAAAGACCAUAUUUGUCCUGACCAACAAGUAUAUGAAAAGUGGAAGCUUCAAGACAACAUUUUACAUGGCUCACCAGCGACUUAUAGAUGAAAAAAUAGAUGUAAUUAUUUUGAUAUUUCUUGAGAAAGUUUUGCAGAAGUCCCGGUAUGUCCGGCUAAGGAAGAGGCUGUGCAGAAGUUCUGUCCUGGAGUGGCCAACUAACCCUAGAUCUCAGCCUUACUUCUGGCAGUGUCUGAAAAAUGCAAUAGCUAUGAACAAUACUCUGGCUUACAACAAACUUCUCCAAGAAACUGUUUAG
Messenger RNA from Rhea pennata, 3294 nucleotides. It is a transcript of the gene TLR7, whose product is annotated as toll like receptor 7. The transcript is spliced from 2 exons. Lineage: Eukaryota; Metazoa; Chordata; Aves; Rheiformes; Rheidae. Gene Ontology annotation, cellular component: plasma membrane. Gene Ontology annotation, molecular function: pattern recognition receptor activity; protein binding. Gene Ontology annotation, biological process: toll-like receptor 7 signaling pathway; positive regulation of interleukin-6 production; defense response to virus. The record is from RefSeq and is a predicted model, not a curated record.